AUGUAUGAUAUCGAACAUUUGAAAACUUAAUUCAAAUCAGAUAUCAUAAAAUCUUUUCAAGAAGAUAAUGACAAGUAAAAGAUUAAUUAAUAUUAAGAUCAUUGAAAGAUAUUAUAAAGGAGAAAGUAAAUUAAUUUUAUGUUAUCUUAAAUAAAGAGAAAUAUUUGAAGAAGACAGAUCAAAUAUAUAUAACUAUUUCUGAUUAAGUAAUAAAUUUGAUUGUUAUUAUUUAGUAAGAAGCUAUUAAUUAUAAAGAAAGGAAUUAUAAUUUUUGUUUACAAAUAGCAAAGUCCUCAGAGGUAAAAUAGUAGGAAUCAUAUACUUUCAGUUGGAAAAGAAACAUAUUUUAUUCAUUCAUAAUAUCCUUUGGAAUAUAUCCUAUCAUAAAUGUUUAAGUGGCAAAAAAAAGAUUAUAUUAUAUCAAAUCCUGGCUACACUCAAGAUUAAUUAUACUUUAAUACACUUUUGAGCUUUGUAGUUGCUAUCAUUUAGUAUAUUUCUAUUAAAAUUUCACUUUAAAGCUGGAAGAAUAUUAUGAAAUUCCUUUCUCGGCUUUCUACAUUCAAGAUCACAUCGCCAUAUAUCAUAAAGAAAUUAGGUAAGUGUAUUUCAAAGAUGUAUGAAUUGUUAAUGUUUCUUUUGUGUUAUAUCAUUCCCCUGAUUGAUUUAUACUUUAUAUUCAAUAGGUACUACAUAAGAAAAGUUUUGGAGAGCUUGAGGAUUAAAUGA
Molecule: messenger RNA, 729 nt
Organism: Paramecium sonneborni
Lineage: Eukaryota; Ciliophora; Oligohymenophorea; Peniculida; Parameciidae
Source: the annotation of a GenBank genome assembly